This is a messenger RNA of Acipenser ruthenus (sterlet), 3631 nucleotides long. It is a transcript of the gene cradd, whose product is annotated as CASP2 and RIPK1 domain containing adaptor with death domain. The transcript is spliced from 2 exons. Gene Ontology annotation, molecular function: protease binding; death domain binding. The record is from RefSeq and is a predicted model, not a curated record. Gene Ontology annotation, biological process: regulation of apoptotic process; signal transduction. Bases 367 to 966 code for a protein of 199 amino acids. Lineage: Eukaryota; Metazoa; Chordata; Actinopteri; Acipenseriformes; Acipenseridae.
UUUUUUUGUUACUCCAGGAAGUAAAGCGAUGAAUUUCUUUUAUACCACUCUAAAGAGAAAACAAAUCCGUAUAGACUUGUAUGAUUCAUAAUUAACUAUUGUAAUCAUUACAUGCAAGGUACAGGUCACUAAAAGAAAGAACAUUUUAAAAUAAUCGCUCGGUCUGCUCAGAAAACCACAUUCCCGUACUACUCGCCUAAGUCGUAUAAUUGUUCUAGUUCUUUAAGGUUUUUUUUUCAUGUAUCGGUUUACCUUUGGUAUUAGAUAGUUGUAUGACCACCACACUGGAAGACUAAUUUCAUCUCCACCGUGUGAAAGUCCUAUGACUUUUGAAAACGUUUAAUUAAUAUAUUGAUUUAAUCUAUUAUGGAUGUAAGGCAUAAAAAACUACUUAGAAAGCAUAGACUUGAGUUGUCCAAUCAGCUGGUGGUUGGUGGCACCAUAAUUCAAUACUUGUAUCAAGAAGGUACUUUAACAGAAAGCCAUGUUGAGGAAAUACGUACACAGGACACCAAUAAGAAGAAAACUAUUAAGAUGUUAGACAUCCUUCCCACCAGGGGACCACGAGCGUUCGGUACAUUUUUAGAGUCCCUGAAGGAAGAAUUUCCAUGGAUAAGGGAAAAAUUGCAAGAGGAGGCACAAAACGAGGACAGUCAACCAGGCGCUGCAGAAAAGCAGAAGAUUUCAGAAAAAGUACUGAGCACUGUGCCUACUGAAAAGCAAUUAAACAAACUCUCUGUCAGACUAGGACCUGAGUGGGAGACUAUCUUGAUUGAACUUGGUUUGACUACUAAUGACAUCUACCGGUGCAAAGCCAAUCAUUCUUGUAACGUGCAGUCCCAGACCAUGGCCGCCUUCGUGAUGUGGAAACAAAGGUUUGGGAAACGAGCGACCGUGCAGUGCCUGCUCAGUAGCUUAGAGGCAGCAGAAAUAGACCCCUCUGUAAUGGAUGAUAUAUUUCAGUGAAGAAAUAACCGAAUUGCUGGAACUGAUUGAGGAUGAAGAUUUUGACAGUUUUCUGUCCAAAGAAGACCAAGCUGAUGGGUUUCUCUAAAGCAAACAAACAUUUCAUAUUAAUUUGGUAUUUAUCAUCAUAUGUUGCAAUAAUUAUUAAAUACGAUUCUAUCAGCCUUCAUGAAAACAGGGGAUGGGGGCUAUUCAAUUGAUCCAGUCCUGAGCUGUCCAACCUUCCCAUUAAUCCCACUAAUCUUUCACUACUUUAUGUUACCUGCAUAAGCAGUAUUACAUUAGCACUAACUUGGAUCUGUGACGCCAGUCAUUUGUUUACAAGUGUUGUGCCUGUCUCAAAAGUGUAUUCUUGUCUGAACAAAUCUGUAAAAUGGUGUAAACAGCGGUGGGUAUUUAGAUCUGCCACUAUUUUGAUCAAUUAGAUAGACCUUCGAGUGUUUGCUGUUGUCUCCUGGUGCUGUUUCAAAACAUGAGCUUGUGGUGAAGGAGACCUAUAUGAUUAGUCUGAACUGCAUUGUAAGUCUUAAAAACAGUAUAACAUUCUUAAGUGAACAUGAAGCAAUCCACCUUAAAUGGACAGACGUUCAACAUUCUCUACAGUAUUUAAACACCUUUAGCCAAACUGUGGUCUGCAUUUCAUUUGCAUUCCGAAAAUUCCUAUUUGUUGGAACUUUAAAAUAUAUGAACAUUGUCCAUUAGAAAUAAGAGAAUCAAGCUCCAUUUAACUUAUAUCAGGUAUAUCAGGUAUAGGGAAGAAAUUGGACAUGUUUUAAGGAAAUACAAGUUUUACAUUUCAUAUUUUGAUAAUAAGUGUUUCACAUGGAUCUACAAUUUUGAAGUGUAGGCUUGUUUGAUCUGAAUUAAAUCUUUGUGGGAAAGAACAGUCUAGUAGAAAUCUAGAGCGCACAAAGUAUAAUAUUGUUUUUCAAAUGUAUAGUUAGUAAAUUCAUUCGAUGUUGCUUGCAAAUUGUAUACACAGGUUAAAAAAACAAACAAAAAAACAUGUGUCAUGUUAGUAUAUAGUUGUGUUUUAACAUAGUUGCUUUCCCAACCAGUAACCAAUUUAUAAUAAAUCUCUGUCUAUUCAUCGGUUUUAGUAAAAUUCUUGGAAUAAUUGAAUGGAUCGCUUGGCAGAAUACCCAAGUAGAAUAUCCUGAGGAAGUGUUAUGACUUUGAGACUGGAGUAUAUUAAAUAAUUCACAUUGGCAAAGCAAGCCUCCAUGUUUACCCAAUAAUCUUUCAAGAGGUGACUGCAACCCCAUUUUACAGGAAUCCUAAGAGAAGUAACAGGUCGCUCAUUAACUCUUUCAGCGCUUUAAAUAAAAUCAAAAAUCGGUAAAGCUCGUUAAACGUCGAAUCCCCCAAAAAUAUGUGUUCGACUGAAAUAAAUUUCUAUAGGAUAAACGUCAGUUAAACCACUGGCUGUUUUUUUUUUCUUACCAAAAAUAAUAAUUUAAGAAAUCAUCUCUAGUCUGUGUAGUUUUUAAUACUUGCUGUCUGUAGGUCUCCGCGGCAGGACGAAGCGGGACAGUCUUCCUUACUCCAGUGAGUCCAGCUCUCUUUCAGUACUUAUUCUUGUUUAAAUGAACACAGUGGAGCAUCUCAAUAUCAUUGCCAUUGUAGAGGGAAAUACUCCACAAAGAGAUAUAGUACUGCCUUAACUGCAAAACUGCCUCAGAUAAAAAAUGCAAUCUGUAUCAACCUUUCCAAGGCCUUUGUUCUUGGAAACGAUUGCCUGCUUUUCUAGAAGCAUAGAUAUUAUUUUCCUUAUAAUCUGUGAACCAUCACCAAUUUCCUUGAAAGUGAGGGAAGGUGGAUAAUAUGAUUGAUACAUUAUCUCAUAAGAGGUACUGUCAAAGCCUCAUGUGCAUAGGAGAUUAACUUGGAUGCUAUACAAUAGCUAACAAAUUGUUCAUCAUGCGGGUAUUUGAAUUCUAAAAGUCCCAUUUUAGAAUUUCUUUUGUUCAUCAUAGAGAUUGAACUUUUCCACCAAAAUAAAUAAAAAAAAUUUUAAAAAAAACCUAUUCACGCUGUCUUCUCAGGACAAUUGAAUGGCCUUUGGCAAUGCUGCAGACCUCUUAAGAACACACUGUUCAUGCUGACUGUCCCAAAAAAAAACUGAAGCAGUUUUGUGAGCACAACAGCCCACUCCGGAACUAGAAGAAGAAUUGGGUCUGGUUGUGUAUGACAGUGCAAGCAUAAGAAAAUAACUACUUGUACAGAAUGUUUAAGAAAUGUAUUUAAUUAUAUCCUGAUGUAACUGUCAUUGACACUGUUAUCUGCUCCGGUAUUGAAUCCUAUUUUGUCGUAUACUUGUACUUGCUAGAACCGAUGUAAUUGUAUUUUAUCUUGCUCUUAAUUGUAUUAAUACUGUACUUGUACUGUGAUUCUUGAAAUGUAUUUUUGUUUACGACUGUAAGUCGCCCUGGAUAAGGGCGUCUGCUAAGAAAUAAAUAAUAAUAAACAAGAACAAAACUGAAUCAGCAUAUUGAGUUUGGAUCACAGCUGAAGAUUAGAAUCUGUUUAUUCAAUCAUUGGCAAUAUACUGAAUAUAGAAGAGUCGUGGGUGUAUCCAUCAUGUGAAAAAAAGAUACAGUGCCAUCUUUAUCCAAGAACGUUAUUUAUGCUGGCUUAAUCAUACUAAAAUAAAGAGUUUGGUUUA